CUUGGGGGGCCCAUCAGGCAGAGGGGUAGGCGCACUCACUGUGCCUCCUACCCUGCUGCCUGGGUGGAAACAUAACAUGGCAGAGGAUGAGUGGGGGCUCACCCUCCUCAGGGAGUCAUGGCAAGUGGCCACUCAUGUGGCCCACUCCCCUCAUGACCUUUGGCCAGUGAUACCCACAGCAGUGGUUGGGGGCAAGGACACGAACUCCUGUCUUCUGGAGCCCUUGAACAUAGCAUCAGGGUGUGGCUUCCCCUCUGGAAGCUGGAGGGAUACACCAAGAGAGCACUGACCAAGGCUUUUUGCCUCCCCUGCGAUGUCCGGAACUCCAUGACGUCCCCGGUGCAACCCGGAAGCAGUUCUCCCAGAAUCCAGCCUCCCUGCCCCACCCUGGAAUGCAGGGCCAGGCCCAGGACUUGCUGUGGCGCGUAGGUGGCUCCUCCCCGCAGGCCUGGUCAGAGGAGGUGGGGCGCCGGCUCCUUUCCCAGGCUGCAGGCCGGUGUCCACGGCUGCGCUUGGCCUACUUCAUGUAGGAUUCCAGAAGCCUCUGGUGGUCUGCUUAUUCACUGUCACCCCGGGAACGCCCUGGCCCAGCAGCCAGUCGUGAGGUCCUUGCGCGGCCUGGCUGGCCCUGGAACCAGAGCAGGCCGCUGUUGGCGAAGAUCUGGAUCUCCAUGACAGCCUUUGUACUGAGCCCUUGAUCAGCAGACGCUGGCGCAGGCCCUGGGCGAAGAGCACGUCCUCUGGCGUCCCUGGCUUACGCAUGGAAGACAAGGGCACUUUCAUUUGGACCCUUGGAUACCCAUUGAACCAGAUGCUUGAAACCUGCAAGUAAUCUUCAGAUCCUAGCAGAACCAUAGGCUUUUCCUUUGUGUUGGGAAGAUAUAGCCUAUAUGCUGUGGAAAUGAACGGGGAGCAGCAGCUUGAUGCAGAUGCCGGCUCUGGUAUGGAAGAGAUAGAAUUAAGCUGGGAAGAUUAUCUAGAAGAAACAGGGUCCACAGCAGUUCCCUAUGGGUCUUUUAAACAUGUGGACACACGUUUGCAAAAUGGAUUUGCUCCUGGGAUGAAGCUGGAGGUGGCUGUGAGAACAGAUCCUGAAACCUACUGGGUUGCCACCAUCAUCACCACGUGUGAACAGUUGCUCCUUCUCCGCUAUGAUGGCUAUGGGGAGGAUCGGAGAGCAGAUUUCUGGUGUGACAUCAGGAAGGCUGAUCUCUACCCCAUUGGGUGGUGUGAGCAGAAUAAGAAGACCCUUGAAGCCCCAGAAGGCAUCAGAGAUAAAGUGUCUGACUGGGAUGAGUUUCUGCGGCAGACCCUGAUAGGAGCAUGUAGUCCUCCUAUUCCACUGCUAGAGGGCCUCCGUAAUGGGAGGAAUCCUUUAGAUCUCAUUGCUCCAGGAUCCAGACUAGAAUGUCAAGCUUUCCAGGACUCUUUAAGCACUUGGAUUGUUACUGUAGUAGAAAACAUUGGAGGAAGGCUGAAGCUACGUUAUGAAGGACUUGAAAGUUCUGACAAUUAUGAACAUUGGUUGUAUUACUUGGAUCCAUUUCUUCAUCACGUUGGUUGGGCUGCUCAACAGGGAUACGAGCUUCAGCCUCCUUCAGCCAUCAGACAUCUAAAAAAUGAAGCUGAGUGGCAAGAGAUUUUGGCCAAAGUGAAAGAGGAAGAGGAAGAGCCAUUACCAUCUUACUUAUUUAAGGACAAACAAGUUAUUGGCAUUCAUACAUUCUCUGUAAACAUGAAAUUGGAAGCUGUAGACCCCUGGUCUCCUUUUGGGAUCUCUCCGGCUACAGUUGUUAAGGUUUUUGAUGAGAAGUACUUUCUGGUGGAAAUGGAUGACUUGCGACCUGAAAACCACGUGCGGCGAUCCUUUGUGUGCCACGCCGACAGUCCUGGCAUCUUCCCUGUGCAAUGGAGUCUGAAGAAUGGCCUACACAUCAGCCCCCCUCCAGGCUACCCAAGCCAGGACUUUGACUGGGCUGACUACCUCAAACAGUGUGGUGCUGAAGCUGCUCCCCAGAGGUGCUUCCCUCCGUUAAUUUCUGAACAUGAAUUUAAAGAGAACAUGAAGCUUGAGGCGGCGAACCCCCUUCUCCCUGAGGAAGUGUGUGUUGCUACCAUCACUGCAGUGAGAGGCUCCUACCUGUGGCUCCAGCUGGAGGGUUCUAAGAAGCCUAUACCUGAAUAUAUUGUGAGUGUGGAAUCCAUGGAUAUAUUUCCUUUGGGCUGGUGUGAAACCAAUGGCCACCCCCUCAGCACUCCUCGCCGAGCACGAGUACAUAAACAGAGGAAAAUUGCAGUGGUUCAGCCAGAGAAACAAGUACCGUCCUCGAGGACUGUCCAUGAGGGCCUGAGGAAUCAGGAGCUGAACUCCACAGAGUCAGUUACGAUUAAUGGAAAAUAUUGCUGUCCAAAGAUAUACUUCAACCACCGUUGCUUCUCAGGGCCAUAUCUUAACAAAGGAAGAAUUGCUGAGCUGCCUCAAUGUGUAGGACCUGGGAACUGUGUUCUGGUCCUUAGAGAGGUCCUCACUUUACUUAUCAAUGCAGCCUACAAACCCAGCCGUGUCCUUCGGGAGCUGCAGCUGGACAAAGACUCUGUGUGGCACGGAUGUGGGGAAGUCCUAAAAGCCAAAUAUAAAGGAAAGAGUUAUCGGGCUACUGUUGAGAUAGUGAAAACAGCAGAUCGGGUGACUGAAUUCUGCCGGCAAACCUGUAUCAAACUGGAAUGCUGUCCUAACCUCUUCGGUCCACGGAUGGUCCUGGAUAAGUGUUCUGAGAACUGUUCUGUACUUACAAAGACCAAAUACACACAUUAUUAUGGAAAGAAGAAAAAUAAAAGAAUUGGGAGGCCACCUGGUGGGCAUAGUAACUUAGCUUGUGCCCUGAAAAAAGCCAGUAAGAGGAGAAAGAGGCGGAAAAAUGUUUUUGUUCAUAAGAAGAAACGCUCCUCUGCAUCUGUUGAUAAUACCCCAGCGGGCUCUCCCCAGGGAAGUGGGGGUGAAGAUGAGGAUGACCCAGAUGAAGGGGAUGAUGAUUCCCUAAGUGAAGGCAGUACAUCCGAGCAGCAGGAUGAGCUACAGGAAGAAUCAGAAAUGUCAGAAAAAAAGUCAUGCUCCUCUUCUCCCACCCAAAGCGAGAUAUCCACAUCGCUGCCUCCAGAUAGACAAAGGAGAAAAAGGGAGCUUCACACCUUUUCAUUUUCUGAUGAUGAAAAUAAACCUCCUUCACCAAAGGAAAUAAGGAUUGAAGUUGCUGAAAGGCUUCACCUGGACAGUAAUCCCUUGAAGUGGAGCGUGGCAGACGUUGUGCGGUUCAUCAGAUCCACUGACUGUGCUCCAUUAGCAAGAAUAUUCCUAGACCAGGAAAUUGAUGGGCAGGCCCUAUUGCUCCUUACCCUUCCCACUGUUCAAGAAUGCAUGGACUUAAAAUUGGGCCCUGCCAUCAAACUUUGCCAUCACAUAGAGAGGAUCAAGUUUGCUUUUUAUGAGCAGUUUGCCAACUGAGAAGGACAACCAAAGUGAGCUGGAUCUUUGAAGCACAAAUGCAGCAAAUCCUUCACCCUGCUUUAUAAGUGGAGCUGGAAUAGUCCUGGGGCUCUGGGGCCUGCAGGUGUCAGCUUGCUCUCUUUGCACUUUCCGGGAAGGAGGACUCACAGUGAGGAGGCAAAACCUGUGCACAGAAGUGGAUUGCCUGCCGGUGGAAAUGUGGACAUCUCUUGUUCAGCAGAUGGCAGUUUUAAAAAAAUAAAGGUUGUGAGGAAAAGACUUAUAUAAGAAGAAAAGCAUUUCCAGUGGUGUGGCCUGAAAACAAAGAAUAACCUAGGCUGCUGGAAAGCACCCUUUUGGUUGUUUUCAUUCUGUUCCCUCCCAUUGUAUAUUGAACUUUGUUCUCUGCUUCCUUUAUCUUGGAAAGAGAGGACCUAGCUUUAAGUCAGCACUGAUUUGGGACUGUUCCUAAAGGCAUAUCAGUGCUUCACUGUCAUUGUGUUUUUAAGCUUUUUAAAAUUAAAACAGUUCAUUUUGGGGAUGAUUAUGUGGCUCUAGGGUUUUGAAUGUAUAGUCACACUUUGGUCCAUUUUAAAAUCGAUUCUUAGGAGUUUCUUUGUUUACUACCUCUGUUGAUAAUUGAGCUUACAGCCAUGUAUGAGGUUUUUUGUAUGAUGCCAUUUUUAAGCUACAUGAACACUAAAAUUAUGACAGAAUUUGGAGGGGGGAAACUGUUUGCUUUCUUAAAAACAUUAUGUGGGCACUUACACCAGUUCCUUAACUGACCUGAUCUAAGAACUCUACUGUUACUGUUCUCCAUCUUGACCCAGCCUGGGCUGCCUGUGUUAAGUAACAUCACCAAGACUGUUAGUAUUUCCGUUUAAUUGCCCUCUUCCUGUUCAUUCUUAGAGGGACUUCAGUGACUUUUAUUUUGUGUUUACUUUUCUCUAGAGUUGUUUGUCUACCUCUGUUUCAUUUCUAUGGUCUUUACUUUGGGUGAAAAUCAGUAGGUGUUCCAUGGACCCACAGCGAAGCCCAUUUGUCCUUCUUUCCAGGUGUCUCCACUGUAGAAGCACAGCACAGAAAACAUGUUUUGGAGGGUAACGCAGAGCAUGGAGUUUCUGUAGCAGUGUCCUCAGUGGCUGGAUAAAUAUUGUGACGUGGUUAAGGAUUCUGGAAACCUCUUUGCCUAGCCACACUUAGACUUUUUUCAGCUAAUCCUUUAAAUUGAAUAUAAUCUUUAGUCCGAGGAUUCCCAUUUAAACAACUCAGUAUUCUUUUAAGUGUGUCUUUUAGCUCGGCUCAAGUUAACAUGAAACUCCAGGUGAAUUUUCACUUAUGAUUCCAUUGCUAGCUUUUAUAUAAUAAUAGCAUUUGCUGCACUAUUCUAGUCAUCAGGAGUGAGGAAAAACACAUACCUAGGUUGUCUCCCUUAAAUGGUUUGCUUUGCUGAAUGCUUUUUUAUCCUAAUCACCUGCAAAUUUAUAACCCAAUUAUUCUUCCUCAAGAUUUGAAAAUGUUUUAAUCCUGCAAACUGGGUGAAUUCUAAACAGCUCUACAAAUAUAAGGAAAUAUUACAGCAAAUUUUAACUGAUUGUGAUUUUUUUUCCCCAUUCCCGACCACCCCAACCUAUUUUUGUGGACAUUGGUGAAUAAUCUAGAGCCUCUCUUCUUUGGAUAAUAUAUAAACCAGCUUAACUCAAGCCCUGCAACUAAAUCAUACAUGAAGACAUUAACUCUUUGCUUAGGUUCCUAACAGAUACACCUGAGAAGAAGCUUCAUUUAAGUAAAAAUUAAUAUGUUUGAAACUUUAGAGAUCCAGUUUUUUAAAAUUCUGUGUCUGUGGAAGAGAAGGAUAUACAAGGAAUGCUAGGGAAUAAUUAGCAUUAAACAUUAAGCUUUUGGUGGGUAGUGGUGGUGGUGGUGAUCUUGCUUAAUGAAAUUUCCUGAGAGUUCAGUCAAGGCACUAAGGCAAAGAGGGCCCCUUGAGGAAGAACAAUGGAACAGAAUUUCUGGAAUUAAUGUUUAGUGCCUCGUGUUGUUAUCUUAUUUAGGAAAGUGAAACACAUUUCCUACAAGAGGGAAUUCAGCAAGCACAAGAAUAAUGAAUGCUUUAUUUUGUCUCUCUUUUGACUUCUCCAGAAAACACAGAAUUAAUAAUCACCUCCCUUCACAGGUGAGGGGAUGAAGGCCCCAAGGGCGAAACAUACAGCCCCAAGUAAUCUCUGAUCUGGGUAGAGUCAGAGCCCAACAGGCUUGUUUAUACUAUGAUUAUUCAGGCUCAGCCUUCUCCUAGAGAAAGGCUUACUCUAAAUGGUCAAGUAAGUUGGGUUUCCCUUAAUGUUUCUUGCAUUCUCCUACUAAGAUAUAGUUUAUUAGGCAAUUGCAUAAAGAAUUAUAUCCCCCAGCCCUGACUCCCAUAUAUUAUGUAAGUGAGGAUAAUUGUUUGGGAAUUUAGCACAGGGCACUUUUUUUAACUUAAAAUUUGAACUUAAUUUACCUCACAAAGCUGCUGGGACUGGACUGGAUAACAAUGAUGUUCUGGUUACUGUGAUGCUGAAACAGAUUUCAAGACAGAUAAUAGCUCACCAUGUUGGGGUAAAAUGUUGGUAUGUUGCACAUAGGUGCAAGAACUUUGUGUUUUAGAGAGACCAACUUCUUAAAUGUGUAACAGUUACAUUGUGAGGGGACUGCAUUGGUCUGGAUUUCACCUGCACCUGGGCCUAUAGCCUGCCUGAGGUCAGAAAAGUUUUCAUGACCCAUUUUUUACCCUGAAUUGACAAGUUUAGAAAACAGGUUAAUGGACUAUUUCAUCCUCCUGGACCUUGAAAAGCUGGCUGACCAAUAUUAGACUAUUACUGCUACAUUAGUGUGCUAGGGAAACCUUUUUGCUGCACAUGCAGAUUUUUCUGUGACAUUUUGACUAGAUUUUGUGGGCUUCUGGGGACUAUGCUAUUUUCCUUUGUAAACCAUCUUCAUCCUUCUCAUUUGAAGCAGAGUUGAAGUGGCUAACGCGGGGAAUGCAUUUGUGGAAGCUUGCACCCUAUCUGCCUUUGUUCAGCAAUGCAGGUGGCUCCUAGCAUUUAUCUAUGUUAUAGAUAUGUGAGGUCAGGGAAGGGUACUUACUAACCUCUGGAAAAGAUGAGCUUCUUGGUAAAUAUUUAUUGACUUAUGGUAGAAGCAAACAUAGAAAACUAGUUCAGAACUUAGCCUUAAUAUGCCUUUUCUCCUGGAAGUAAAAUUAUUCUCCCUGUGAGACAGAAGACAUUGGACCUUAGCUUCCAGAGGACCUGGAUACAUUUUACUCACUCUCUAGUACCAAUUCAGUUACUAAUGUGGUACCUGAAUACAAUUUAAAAGCUUUAGGAGGCCUUAGGUAGGGUGGGACUCAGAAUCAUUUCCCUCUCUCAAGCCAACAAGUUUCUGAGGAACACACAGAACAUCAGAUGAUCUAGAUGGGAACAUUUGGGAAAACUAUCACAGGCAAUUAUAUUUACUUGGCACCUAUAUCACCAAAGAUUGUUCUAUUUGAGACACCAUUUACUGGUUUAAUUGAUCAACAGUAGAACAUGCCCUGGAUUUGAACUCUGAUCCUGUGUAUUGAGGAUAUGCCGUGUGUGCACACACCAGUUCAAAAGUGUUCUGUGUUAUCAGUAGGAAACCUGUUGGCCUUAUGAAGCUAAAUGAGAAGAAAUCUGCAUCACUACAAAAAAUGAAGUACAAAUCUUGGUGGGGACCAGAAGCGGACUUUUCAAGCUUGGAUUUCCUUGCUCCUGGGUCCAUUGUAAGCAACCAUAUGUUUGUCAUGGUGCUCACUCAGAAAUCGUAGGACAAAGAGCCUCCUGCAAAACCAAAAAGAAAUGUUACUGUCCUGCAAUUAUAAUUCUUCCUUGACUUUGUUCACUUUAGAUGUUUUACUAGUGAGUUUUGAUGACUCCCACCCCUUAUGUGAGAAUGUGUAUACUUUGGAAACUUGAAUUUAUCCAAACAAGCUACCUAUGACUUAGAAUCUGGGCAUAAGUUUUAAAUUCAAUGCUCAGUCCAAAUGGAUCUGGUUCCAGGCCCACUCCAAGGGUGGUUCCAGGUGUGUUUAUUCAGUGCUUGUACCAGACCACACAGGUAGCCUUGUUUCUGAGGGCAGCUUUACGGGGAGGUGUAGAAGGUGGUGGGCAGCAAAUGCACUGCAGAGUCAUUUACUUGGGUAUGGUGUUUAAGGAGCCUGAGAUUUUCACAAGAACCAGCAAAACCAGGAGUGGAGAAUUGGGGAGAGAGAGAAGUAGGCCUAAAACUCCCUCUUCUUGUGUCUUUUUUGACUUAAUACACCAUUGGGUCUGUCCUGGUGCUAUGGCCUAUCACAAAGGACUGUUUUAAGAGAGAAGCAAGCCACAGCCUUGCCAGAUAAAUCUCCAACACCAGCAGAAAAGCAUGAACCCUAAUUUGUGGGAGGCAAGGGUCUCCCAUUAUUUCUGGAGGCAAAUGGUGCCUUCUAGUGAAAUGGUGCCACCAUUUGCUGAUGGGGGUGCCUGUUCUCAGGAUGUGUGGAAACUCAGGCCUGAGGGUUUCUACAUGGUUUAUUCAAUCUAACUGCAUACCUAGCUUGGCAGAAUGGAGGUGGACAAAAGUGCUGAAAGGAUGAGGGUAGGCUUUUAGGGCAAAUCAAGUCACAAAGCAGAUGAUUGAGGGAGGUUACAAAGCUUAGGCAGAGUUAAAGUUGGGCAGUCCGUUAGCUCCUUUUGCAAGAAUCUCUGGAGAAGGUAGUUUGUUUCUCUUGAGAUUUUAAGUGCUCAUUUCUUUUCCCCUCCUUUUUUUUUUCAUUGAAUAUUCUCUAAAGACAAUCAGAGGCCUGCCAGGGAGGGACUCCUGGCUGGUUCCAGCACUGUCCUUAGGCCUCUUUUUAAUACUAACUUGUUGGAACUGAUGCACUUUGUUUAAUGUAUUUUGCCUUUUUUUUAAGCUGCUCAUUUAGAACAAAAUCAAAUGCUUAUUGCAUUGUAUCCUUCCUGCUUGCUGUUUUUCCUCUUAAUUUCAAGUUAUGCAUUGAAGAUAAAAGUACACUUAAGAAGUAUGCACAAGAAUACCUAUUAAAAUAACUCCCAUCAAGUUUGAUGGUAUAACUUCAAAGGAUUAAAAAAACUAUUUUGGAUUAAUAUUUUGCGUGGUUUUUUUUUUUUUUUUUUUGUAAAUAUGAUUGUAUAUAAGCUUGUGGUACAUUAUGACAGUUUUAAGUGGUUGUGAGAACACUAAAGAAAACAGGUCUUAAGCUAUGUUUAACCUUAACUUUGUGCUGAUUUGACAGCAAGGAAGGCAUUUUGGCCAGAGUAAAUUUUUUCAAACUCUUUCCAGUGGGACCUCCGAGAAUCAUUUCCAAAUGGAUGAAAAGUUCCUUCCUACUUUAAUAAAACUCCAGAAUUCUUUCCCCUCUCUUGCUGUCUCAUCCUUUACUUUCUGGAUUUAGGUGCUUUUUAAUUCCAGUUCAGGAAAGACAGGAAGAGUAGAAUUUCCCCAUAGCAACCUUGCUCCUGGCAUUGGGGAUUCUGCCUCUGAUCUCCGAAGACUGCUUCUUGUUUGUUCCUCUGUGAGCCUUAAGGAUUCCUCCACAGCUGGAUGUGCAGAACAAUUCUUUGUCAAAAUCAUCACUUUUCAGCUCAGUGUCCAAUUUUCCUUGAGCUGUCUGUGUCUUUAAGCAAUCAAUAGUCUCCUUAUGCCCAGCCACAAUCUCUUCUGCUUUAACAUUGUACUGUUAACUGUUGAGCACCCUCAUAAGAUCCCUCUUAGACUAAAAGAUAGUUCAUGCAAUUUUAGUUUUCCCUUAUCCAUUUAUUUUCUUAAUCUGAUUUUCUGUAUUUGCCCACGGCCAGUACUUGUGGAGAUUUUAAAAUUUUAUAAAUUAAAAUUCCAUUUAAAUUAA
Molecule: messenger RNA, 9392 nt
Organism: Piliocolobus tephrosceles (Ugandan red Colobus)
Lineage: Eukaryota; Metazoa; Chordata; Mammalia; Primates; Cercopithecidae
Gene: SFMBT1
Product: Scm like with four mbt domains 1
Exons: 21
Coding region: 902-3502 (866 amino acids)
Biological process (GO): negative regulation of DNA-templated transcription
Cellular component (GO): nucleus
Molecular function (GO): chromatin binding; transcription corepressor activity; histone binding
Source: RefSeq, a predicted model, not a curated record